AUAAGUGACAUGGCUUCAAAAUCUCAUUCAAAUGAUGAGAUGGACAUUAGAAGCCUGUCAUCCUCUCGCUGCCAUGUACACAACACACAGUAUCUCCACAAGGUGGGAGUUCCCCCUAAGCGAAAUCUCUUCAGGGAAUUCACUGCCACUGUGAAAGAAACAUUCUUUGCUGAUGAUCCUCUGCGUCCCUUCAGGGAUCAACCAAGUUCUCAAAAGCUUAUCCUAGGUGCCCAGGCCAUCUUCCCGAUUCUUGAAUGGGGAAGGAGUUACAGUUGGAGAAAAUUUAGAGGUGAUAUCAUUGCUGGACUGACUAUAGCGAGUCUCUGCAUUCCUCAGGACAUUGGUUAUGCAAAACUAGCAAACUUGGAUCCACAGUAUGGACUUUACUCUAGCUUUAUUCCACCAUUAGUUUAUGCCUUCAUGGGAAGUUCAAGAGAUAUCGCCAUUGGACCAGUUGCUGUGGUAUCUCUUUUACUAGGGACUAUGCUUUCAAGUGAGAUUGACCCUUCCAAAAAUGCAGUUGAGUAUCGGAGGCUUGCAUUUACGGCUACCUUUUUUGCUGGGAUCACUCAAGCAACCCUUGGUUUUCUCAGGUUGGGUUUCUUGAUUGACUUCUUGUCUCAUGCUGCCAUCGUCGGUUUUAUGGGUGGAGCUGCUGUUACAAUUGCCCUCCAACAGCUUAAGGGUCUUCUUGGUAUAAAAGAAUUUACGAAGAAACCAGAUAUUGUUUCUGUAAUGCACUCUGUAUGGGGCAACGUUCAUCAUGGAUGGAACUGGCAAACUAUACUCAUUGGAGUUAUCUUUUUGUCCUUCCUUCUGUUUGCGAAGUACAUUGGAAAAAGGAACAGGAAAUUUUUCUGGGUGCCCUCGAUAGCUCCAUUGAUAUCCGUUGUUCUCUCCACCUUUUUCGUUUACGUAACACAUGCAGAAAAAAAAGGAGUUCAGAUUGUGAGGAAUAUUGAGAAAGGAAUCAAUCCCUCAUCUGUGAAUCAAAUUUAUUUCAGUGGUGAAUAUCUUCUUAAAGGUUUGAAGAUUGGUGCUGUGGCUGGUAUGAUAGCAUUGAUGGAAGCUGUAGCAAUUGGAAGAACUUUUGCUUCGAUGAAAGACUAUCAAAUAGAUGGAAACAAAGAAAUGGUGGCCCUAGGAGUCAUGAAUGUUGUUGGUUCAAUGACUUCUUGCUAUGUGGCCACAGGUUCAUUUUCUCGAUCAGCAGUAAAUUUUAUGGCUGGCUGUGAAACUGCUGUCUCUAAUAUCAUUAUGUCCUGUGUUGUAUUUCUAACCUUAGAAUUCAUAACACCUCUUUUCAAGUACACCCCAAAUGCCGUUCUUGCUGCCAUCAUUAUAUCUGCUGUGGUUGGGCUCUUCGAUGUUCAGGCAGCAAUUUUGAUAUGGAAGAUUGAUAAAUUGGAUUUUGUUGCAUGCCUGGGAGCCUUUCUUGGAGUGGUCUUUGCAUCAGUUGAGAUAGGCCUCCUAGUUGCUGUCACAAUAUCCUUUGCUAAAAUCCUCUUACAAGUUACUAGGCCUCGAACUGCUAUUCUUGGGAAGCUCCCUAGGAGUUCUGUGUACAGAAAUAUCCAACAAUAUCCAGAAGCAGCUAAAGUUCCAGGGAUUCUGAUCGUGAUGGUUGAUUCUGCUAUUUACUUUUCCAACUCUAAUUAUGUCAAGGAGAGGAUAUUGAGAUGGUUGAUGGAUGAAGAAGAGCGAGUAAAAGCUGCAUGCCAGCCAACAAUCCAGUCUUUGAUAGUUGAGAUGUCACCUGUAACUGACAUUGAUACCAGUGGCAUCCAUGCCUUGGAAGAAUUACACAGGAGUCUUCAGAAAAAAGGUGUUCAGUUUAUUCUGGCGAAUCCUGGACCGGUGGUGAUUGAGAAGCUUUACGCAUCAAAUUUUGAAAAUUUAAUCGGUGAAGACAAGAUCUUCCUGACUGUCGCAGAUGCAGUGUCAUCAUGUGCUCCAAAACAACUGGUGGAAGAAGUAUGAACAAUGAAAAAUGUGGUCGUUGUAUGACAGAAAUGAGAGCAAAAAUGCACAUGUCCAGUGUGGGAAGAGAGGGAGGGAAGGAGGCGGGGAUGGAUCUCAGAUGCAGCUUAGCCUAGU
Molecule: messenger RNA, 2097 nt
Organism: Durio zibethinus
Lineage: Eukaryota; Viridiplantae; Streptophyta; Magnoliopsida; Malvales; Malvaceae
Product: sulfate transporter 1.3-like
Biological process (GO): sulfate transmembrane transport
Cellular component (GO): membrane
Molecular function (GO): secondary active sulfate transmembrane transporter activity
Source: RefSeq, a predicted model, not a curated record